AUGGCAGAGCCGCAAUACACCGUCUUCGUCAGGGUCCCCAUCCCUCGUCGGGGCUUCGUUGAUCCGCCUGCCGUCAGUUGGGACAUCGCCAAAGACGAGGCUCUGUGGAAGAUUCUCUCCCAGCACAAUGAAAUAGACUGGAAUCUAGUGGCCGACCGAUUCGAAGUCCCCGUCGAUUUUCUGGUCCAGCAGGUGGCCUAUUUGAACGAACGACACCAGUCACACACCCUCGCCCAAGUUCGAAAGGUCGCGGCAGCCAAGGGCUCAGCGACCCAGUCACCUAUACCUGGAGCCGACCUGGCUGGCGCAGGACAUACGAGGACACCGUCGGCCUUGUCUAUCCGUCGCGAUGUGCCCAUGCUACGGAAUGAGAGCGGCACUUCUGGGCCUGCUAUGAAUGCGCCCGUUCGCCCGACUAUGUCUCGCAACACCUCGGCGACUACGACAGUCAUGAGAGAUGGCGGCGGCGCCUCUCCUAGGAUAGGCAAUAGACUCAAUCUCCGGGGGGCUGGGCAAGCUGGGGGGAUACGGCUAUCGUCAUUGCCGAUGCAACUGCCAUCGCCAUUGCCGGCGCCGACGCCAAGGUCCCCUAAGCUGCCUGGGGCUGAAAUCAACAGGAUGGAUUCACCUGGCCCAGCCGAGACGAGCUCAACUACCUCAUCCGACGACGAAUCGAUGCCGGCUCAGUCUCGUAUCAUCCGUCGACCACCACGACCUCAACAGCAAGACUCAUCUCUCGGCUAUGUGGGGGAUGAGGAUGACGAGUCGGAGCCUGCGUUUCAGCCGUACAAUGCGCUAUCUGCUGGUACAUCCUCGCACGACCUGUCGUCUACAUUGAAGCUGAGGAACCAAGAGGGCCGAAACCAACCGAGACGGACCCCAAAGCCAUUUACCAAAGAACUCCACCACUCGCAGACCUCUGACUCGUCAGCAAGCUCCCCCGCUAUGGUGUCGCGGCCAGGCAAGUUGCGAGAGCGCAACAGUGCCGGCCCCUCGUCUCCUCACCGUAACACACAGUCGCAGGAAAACAGUGAGGGCACGCCAAGCAUCAGCAGCAGCUUUAGUGACUUGGACGAUACAAUCUUUGCUUUGCAGCCCCUCGAGCCACUGCUAUUCGCAUCUCUCCAUUUCUCCCCGGAUUCAGCGCUAAUAUUGCAGUUGGAGAUGCAUCAGCGACGCAACACGCAUCCUCGCUCUUACCGACGGGUGCUCGCAGCUGGCACGGCUCGUCGCGUUAACAUGCUAUACUUUAUCAACGACCAAGAUGAAAUCAGGUCCAUCGAGGAUCCCGAUAAUUACUUCAAAUUCUUUAUUGAUCGCAACCCCCGGAUUUGCGCUCGUCAGCGAUUCGAAUUCAACCAUGCCCUGGAAUCCGUUAUUCAUGAGCGUCUAGAGAAAGAAGGCCAGCAGAAACUCCUCCUCCCUCUGGGAAUACCGACCACCGAGCCUCACAUGCCAAUCUUCGUCGCCCCAAAUCUGGAGACUAAAUCUCGUAUUGUGGUCAUAUUCGGCGAACCUACACAGGAGCUUGGGCUCGUGGCCGGCCGUGUGGCUAAUGGAGCUGGAGGCAUUAACGAAGGAAGCAUGGUCUCCGUGGUUCGCGCUCUCGCAUCGCAGCGUUCGUCUCCAGACGAUGCCUCUGCACCAGGUGUCGUGCUGGCAAAUAUGGGUCAGACGUACUUCUGGCCUCAGGGAAACCGUGCAAUUACGGUUCUUGCGAGCUCGUAUUUGCCGUUGCCCAGCCUGUUGCAUAAAGGCAUACGACACGUGCCAGCGCUGAACGACAUCCCGGGCAACGAGGGUCCGGAGCAGCACGUCAAGUACAUCUUUGGCGAGGUGCUUCGCUCCAUGGCAAGUGAGAAGGCCAUGGUGGAUGUUAUAGCUAUUGGAGACAGCUGUGAAAUUGUGGAAAAGUUCCUGGAUGGCAAAGAAGCCUGGGAAGUCUGGGGCAAGAGGCUUAGUUCUCUGAUACUGUUGAGCCCGGUGUGCGAAGCGGACGGUUUGACGAACGAACAGUUCAAAGACUUCAUGACAAAGCGAGCGCGUGGUUAUCUCGUCUGUCCCGAGCCCCUCGGCACUCCCCUGGCUCCCCCUGAAGGCAAUUCGGAGCUCAGCAUUGCGCCCCUGGGCUUUCCAUGCUUCUCUUCAUCCGAGCCAAUGUACGCCGAGACUAUUCUUAUUCGGGCCCGAUCUCAUAUCCUCUCGCACAUCCAGGAUGUAGCUAUGGAUCCAGGCUAUGAGAAUCCAGCCAUCACGCCGAUCGAUUGCCCGCCACCUGCCAUGACUGAGCAGCACUGGGAUGAUUUGCCCGAGGAGGAUAAACCUGUGGUAGAGAAGGUUGACCCGGCAGAGUUCAAGGAGCAGGUGAAGCAGGCUAAACGCUGGAGGAAGUUUCAAGAGACUGGAAAGGCACCGGAUACAGAUUCGGAACCGGAGACGGAUGUCUAA
Trichoderma virens Gv29-8 is the source of this 2448-nucleotide messenger RNA. RefSeq lists its product as uncharacterized. Gene Ontology annotation, cellular component: phagophore assembly site. The transcript is spliced from 10 exons. Gene Ontology annotation, biological process: autophagosome assembly. Lineage: Eukaryota; Fungi; Ascomycota; Sordariomycetes; Hypocreales; Hypocreaceae. The record is from RefSeq and is a predicted model, not a curated record. The coding region runs from base 1 to 2448 and encodes 815 amino acids.